AUGCCACCACCAGGACCGCCGCCACCACCAACCUCCUCCUUCUUCUCCUUCCAACAGGGUUCCGAACGCGCCCAGAAUGUCCGAUUCCUGUCCGAAGCCUCCCCUUUACUAGGCCGGUACCGUGCCAUGCCGAGGCCGGCUGGUAUGGGCUCAUCCGUAUUGUCCUCCUCCCGCACUGCUGCUCGUGGUGGUGAUGGCGGGAAGCAGCGGCACAUGGGUACGAUGGGGCUGCUUUCUUUCGCUUCUGCUUCUGCCUCGUCUGCAGACGAUCCUGGGUGGAGGGGUAGCGUGCAUGUUGGGUAUGGCUAUGGGGCGCUUGCUGCUGCUGCUGCUGCUGCUGCGGACGGGGUAGGCGAGGAGCAGGAGGAGCACGAUGAUGAGGGUGAGGACGAGGGGCCGGAGGGGGAGGCUGGGUGCGGUUGUUGUUGUAGGGGCAGGCGAUGGAAGGGGAGGAUGAAGAGAGUGUGGAGAUGGUUGGGGGAUACGUGGGUCGAUCCCAAGGCCAGUGUCGUUCAGAGGGUGGUGGAUGCGUGGUGGAGUCGGUGGGCGACUCUGGUUGUGCUGCCGGCGCUGCUGUAUCCCCUUGCCGGCGACGAUGAAGGCGCGUCCCGUCCUGGCAAGCGAGCGCCGGGACACGGAGCUGCCAGGGUGCAGGUCAACUUCUGGUUCUUCCUCUUCGUCUACUACAGCCUCUACAACCUAACCGCCCUGAUAUGGAUCACCAAGGUCUUCAACCUGUACAGUCUAAACUGGUGGCCGCAGUCCCUGGGUUUCCCUCUCACCAUGUCCGCCAUUGCCAUCCUUUCCAUUGCCGCGCCGAUUCCCGUCUACCUCGUCCCCGAGACCAGGUUCCUGACCGUCCACAACACGGCCUGGAUUUCGUGGACGUUUGUCAUCAUGGCGAUGCCCGUUGCCAUUGCGUUCUGCAUCCUCAUGAACCAUGAGCGGCACCUUGGCCUCCGGCACCCGCUCUCUGAGACGCAGCGCAUUUUCACGUCGUCGUGGUGGGCCGGCGAGCCAGACGAAACCAUGUCGCGGCGUGAGGGGAGGCGGCACCGCACCGGGCUGGGCGCAGACGCCUGCGAUCCCACAUUCAAUGCCUCCUCCGCGGUUGGCUUCGUGGACAGCCGCUAUCAGCGCCCCAGGAUGCCCGUCAGCUUGCGGCGACGGUGGCUGCCGGCUAGCUUCGUGCGCUUCGUGUGGUUCUGUCUUGCCUUGUUCAUAGGCUUGCUCGCGUACGUCAUAGGGGAGGCGUAUGCCGAGAUCUACCUGCGCACGCUGCCGCAUAACAACUGGGAGACCAUCGUGUAUGUCUACGGGUGGAUAUCAACCGUGUAUCUCCUUGACGGCUUGACGGGGUGGAUCCUGGGUGGCAGCGAAGGUGAGCGGGUCGGGAGCUAUCCUCUGAGCUGGAUCUUCAAGCUAUAUUUCAUGCUCACCUACCAGACCUACGUUCGCGCCUUGUAUGCCCGCCUGCGCAGUCCGUCGCAGUUCAUCCUGCUGCAGGUCCUCUCCUCGACGGGCCUCAUCAUCGUUACGCCCAUCCUGAUGUCGGCUCCGUUCCACUGGUUCCUGUCCGUGCUUGGCAUCAACGGCCAGAGCUACGGCUCCUACCAAAAGAUGUGCAUCCGCAAUGUCUUUAUCCGCUUCCUCGCCGAGAACGCGUCGAUGCUGGCGUUCCUCGGCAGCGUGGUGGUCUUGCACUUUGGUGCCAACAAGGACGUCUACCCUUACUUCGCCUUCGACGGCUCCGACGAGAACGAGGGCUACGAUUUCGGGCUGACCUUCUACGCCUCGAGCAUAACCUGGGGGUGCGAGCUGGUGGCGAGCUUGACCGUGGCCGGGCUGAUCCGCUGCAUCUACAAAGUCAGCGUUGUCACCGAGGGCAAGCUCGACUUCGUGGUCUGGCCCGAGCUGCUGCCUACCUGUGUGGUUGUUAUGUUGCAUGUGCUGCAGAACAUGCUGUUCUCCAUUGUCCGCCUGCAGUUCCGAUGA
Messenger RNA from Chaetomium strumarium, 1995 nucleotides. RefSeq lists its product as uncharacterized. The transcript is spliced from 3 exons. The record is from RefSeq and is a predicted model, not a curated record. Lineage: Eukaryota; Fungi; Ascomycota; Sordariomycetes; Sordariales; Chaetomiaceae. The coding region runs from base 1 to 1995 and encodes 664 amino acids.